CAACAAACGUGUGCACCUUACACACUGUACCGGCAGAUGUAAAGGUUUCGACAGCGUAGCAAGGAAGGAACUGAUCACUGCAGUGAAUGAGGCAUUGUCAACUCUUGUAUGUUGGAGUGACCUGGAUCACUAGCCAAGCUGAGUUUCUGGUAAUCACAUAAUCCAGCCGUUCAACGCCUAGCAGCUGCUUUCAUCUCCCGAUGAUAGCGGUGAGUUGUAUUGCAGAGCCAUGAUUACCAUUGCUAGCUUCUGUAUUCCUGGGAACUUGUGCCGGAUAGUGUUGGGUCUGUUGCCAACGGGCUCGUCUGUUGAAGGUGUAAUGUUGUACCUACCACCUUUGUUGGUUCCAGGGUUCAUACACCUUCUAUUUGAAGUAUACCUGUUAACCAUGGACUACUUCUGGCUAGAUUAACUCUAGUGUGAUCAUGGUGCUAGUGAAGCUUGUAUCAGAUCCACUCUGAUUUAGCCACCCACACUAGUAGCAAGUAUUACCUUCACUGAGGGCAGGGGUAACUGCAGUUGGAUCCCGGGACGGAUACCCUGAUGCCGUCAAUCCUUUUUCUGCACCUUGUCCUCACCCACUUACUGAGGUGUGGUGAGCCCAUAAGUGGGAUCGUUUUCAAGUCCACCCAGAGUUUUGGGGAUUUCAGGGGGCGUCGGCCGUUGGGCGGUUCAAUAGCCAAUUGAGUCAUCUUUCCAAGAUUCCUUUUGAGUCUCUCUCCCCUCUCCCGGGGAGACCCACGUGACCCAGUUUUGGCAGUGAGCAACAAGUACAAGUGUGUGUGUGUGUGUGUGUGUGUGUGUGUGUGUGUGUCCCAUAUGGUGCAGUGGUAUGUGCAGUCGAUUUCCAAUCGAGAGGUUGCGGGUUCAAUUCCCGACGAUUAUGGUCACACACGUCUUUCUUCUCUUUCUCGGACUCUUCCUGACUUUUCUUUCAUUCUCCUGGGUGGUUACCAACAGCCAGUGUAUGCCGGAGUAUGUGGUGUGGAGUGUGUAGAAAAAAACCAAGAAAAAAAGAAAAGAAAAAAUGGAAAAUGAAAAAUAGGGAUUCACUGGCCAGAAAAAGUCACUUCAAUCAGCUGUGUGGUGGAUACCAGGCUAAAAAUAGUGGCGGUCAAUUCAUCAGUCUUGCAAGCUGUUGAAUGGUGUAAUCCCAGCACAAGUUGCUAUGUCUAACAUAGCUGUUCGCUAUCAUCGCUUCCGCAAUGGGCAGGUCUGAGGUGUGUGUGUCCCCCAUAUGGUGCAGUGGUAUGUGCAGUCGAUUUCCAAUCGAGAGGUUGCCGGUUCAAUUCCCGACGAUUAUGGUCGCACACGUCUUUCUUCUCUUUCUCAUUCUCCUAGCUCUUCUUUCAUCCUCCUGGGUGGUUACCAACAGCCAGUGUAUGCCGGAGUAUGUGGUGUGACGUGUGUGUGUAAAAAAAUAAUAAUAAUGAAAAAUAGGGAUUCGCUGGCCACUUAACCCUCACACCACAGGAAAGAUGAGCCAGUGGGGUGUCGCAAGCUUAUAUUGAACGUGAGCACGACAUGAUUAUUGUGAUCAUGAUGACGUAUAACAUAGUUCGCGUGAAAUGAUCGGACUGGGCCGUCUAAGGCCGCCCAUCUGAAACAUAGUAUGAUAGGAACAAAUAACGCCGUCUAUUGGCUUUGAAAGAGCGUUUGAAAGAUGACCCAUGGGUUCAUGUAACAAUCAUAAAGGCUGGGUGUACCAGUACAUUGCUAUGGCAACUGCAUGACCACUAAGUACUCGGUAGUACCCACAACUAGAUUUUAAAAAUGGAUUGUCUGCGGCAGCCGAUGGAUGUGCACCAUGCGGAUUUCGUGCCCAUCGGCCGAGCCCGUGUCUCCCCUCCGUCCGCUAGGUGUGGGAGGGUGGGAAACAAAAUUGCGUGGCGAGCUCUCACAGCAAAACAGACAACUGGCAAAAAUUACACCAGCCAGCAGUAGAAGAGCCGUCUACGGAUGCAUCCGCCAGACGAAGGGUGGCUCGUGCGGGAUGUCGUACGCGAGUUCGACUCGAAUGCGGAACUCCGCAAGAGUGCGUGCUUGCGCAAGUCGACUGCGGCGGCACGGCGGAGUGUGUAAGGUCACCUAAAGUCAUCUAGCGGGAAUAUUCCCGUGCGGGGCGCGGCCCGUGGCGUGCUGGUUAACUACGGUUUGCGCAACGCAAACCAACAUCUCAAUCAUCUGUUUGGUGGAUACCAGGCUAAAAAUUAGUGGCGGUAAAUUAUAGUGCGUUUCAAAAGUAUAGACCUCUAGACGUUUUCGAAUAAUUCAAAUUUGGUUUGAGCUUUUUGAGAAAUUUCUUCAGAAUAUUGCUCAGGCAGCUCACGCAAUUUUUCUCAUGGACAUUUCUAAGCGAUUGGAUAACAGACGCCCAAUUUCGAAAAUUUUAUGCACAAAGUGAUCACAGAUUUUAUGUGGUAUUGAUGCUGGCCUAACGGUUUUUUGAAACCAGAGGUCUGGACUUUUGAAACGCACUAUAGUGGCGGUCAUUUCAAAAGUCUUGCAAGCUGUUGAAUGGUGUAAUCCCAGCACAAGUUGCUAUGUCCAACAAUGUUACAUAGCUGUUCGCUAUCGUCACUUCCGCGAUGGGCAUGUCUGAGGUGAGGUCAGGUGUGUGUGUGUGUGAGUGUGUGUGUGUGUGUGUGUGUGUGUGUGUGUGUGUGUGUGUGUGUGUGUGUGUGUGUGUGUGUGUGUGUGUGUGUGUGUGUGUGUGUGUGUGUGUGUGAUUUCCAAUCGAGAGGUUGCGGUUCGAUUCCGGACGAUUAUGGUUGCACACGUCUUUCUUCUCUUUCUCAGACUCCUCCCGACUUGUCUUUCAUUCUCCUGGGUGGUUACCAACAGCCAGUUCAUGCCGGAGUAUGUGGUGUGAUGUGUGUGCAGAAAAAUAUGAAAAAGACCAAACGUGGGGAGUCACUGGCCAGAAAAAGCCACUUCAUAGCUGUGUGGUGUAGACCAGGCUGAAUAGUGGCGGUCAAUUCUUCAGCCUUGCAAGCUGUUGAAUGGUGCAAUUCCAGCACAAGUUGCUAUGGCUUCUGCUGUAGCAUUGCCAUCAUCGCCUCCUGCGAUGGGCGUCAAAAGCUCAAAGGAUAGUGUGUGUGUGUGUGUGUGUGUGUUUGUAUGUGUGUCUGUGUCUGUGUCUGUGUGUAUGUGUGUCUGUGUCUGUGUCUGUGUGUAUGUUUGUGUGUAUGCAGAAAACUACACAGACCAUAACUGCAGUGAAGAGUGUAUGAACCGUGCUACAAUAACCAGUUUAUCAUCGUCCUGAAAGUACUUCAAAAUGUCUAACAGUGUCGACGACGUCAAGCCCAGGAAAGGAAGACCGCCCCAACAGAAGGCACUCGCAACAGCCCUGUCAAAGCCAGCUAUCGCCGUUUCAACCAGCGUACAGCGUGUCAACUCCAGGAAGGGAGCGCCCAAGAAGGUGCAGGCAACAACAAGCGCUCGUCGUAGUACUCAGCAACUACGACAGCGUCAAGUUGCAAGGACACCGACCAGGAGCUCAGCUGAUCAGAUAACGCUGACUAACACUAUCUCGAAUGAACCAUUUGGUGAUCCCAAGUUCAUUGCUAAUAUCUUACCCUGGAUCUGUGACAUUGAUACAACGAGGUUUCGACAUGCUGUGCAGGGCAAAUGCGUGUUCAUAAGUAUAACGGAAAUUGAGACAUUGCUGCGUCUGGAGAAGUACGAAGGAAAGGAAGCGCAUAAUUCUCACAUCAUCAGUCUUAUUCGUCCUGGAGGCACAUUUGCUUAUAAACUGCUCUGCAAUGCAAUCCAUGACUUGGGUCCACUGUACAAUGAAAAGUACCAAGAAAUGCUUCUCCUGUUGCCCGUUGACCAGCGACCAACGACCAAGACAUCCUCUCAUGGGACAGUUGAUGUUGCUACUAUGCGUGCAGGCAGCAACACAGCUAACGAUGGCACAGUGACAUGUAAUAUACUGUUAGUGAAUGAUGAUGGAGCAGACAAUGGUGGGCACAUUCAACGUCUUAAACAACAUCUGCACAGAGUGAAUACACAUCUGUGCAAGACCACCGCUGAUCAUUCAGAUCUAACUUGCUUGUCCGGCGAUGUCAAGGAUUGCUUCGUGCCCAUGCAGGCUCUGACGGAGAAAGAUGCUCUGCAGCUGACGUAUCGUGCGCAACAAGCUGCAACUCGCCGUGUCACUGGAAGACAGCCAAUAUCCGACCGUACACCAGGCGUUGCUAUCCCAGGAGCUAGACAAGAUACGAGUGACAAAGUGGAAGGAGGAAGGCAGUUUGUUCUGUCCAGCGCUAAGCAGCUCUUGUCUGAUCCCCAUUAUUAUGAAGGUGUAACUAGCGGUGGCAAAAGUGGUGUUGGUGUUGGUGGUGGCGAUGACACAGUUGACGAAGACAUUCUGGAAAGUUGCAUCGUAAUUGGGAACGCUGGGCAGGGAAAGACAACACUGAGCAAACGAGUCAUCGCCGACAUCAUGGAGACAACGACUGGGAAUCUGGCAAAGAUUGAAUUCAUUUUCUACGUGCCAUGCCGUGAUUUGACACGUAUACAGUCAACAGAUUGGUGUGUAUUUCUUGGUUUGGACCAGUUGCGCAUCAGUACACAGGACCAAUCUUCACUGCUCAAUUACCUCUCUGAGCAUUCCGACCAGGUAUUGAUCGUUAUUGAUGGCAUCGACGAACUUGGCAGUGGUGGGUUUGGCAAAGGAUCAGCAGCCCAAGCUGUAAUAUUGAGGAGCAGCAGCAGUAACCAUUCACUACUACCUGCUGCUAUUGUAGUCGCAACUAGCCGACCGUGUGCUGAAGCGUAUCAGCACAUACCGCAUUUCCGCUUACGUUUCCGACUUCUCGGCUUCUCAGCAGACCAGCUCUAUGCGUACUGCUCACGACAGCUCGGAGAGGAGGUUGCCAAGAAGUGUAUGGAAGAGCUUUCCCAACGUAACAACUGUCUGCUGAAGGAAGGCAUUCGACAAUCUCCACUCCUAUGUGCUCUGCUCAUUCAGCAAUAUCCCAUCAACAACUCUCUACCCUCCAGUGUGACACUUUUCUACGACCACUACUUACGCUCCUCAGUCGCAAAGCUGGAAAAGCGACGAGGCAAGUUUGGUCAAGUACGGCUUGCACAUGACGUCAUCAGUCACUGCAGUGGUGGCCGGCACUUCAGUUGUGGUGAUCUUGUCAGUAUCCCCGUGGUAAUAGAACAUCAUUUGGAGCGCUAUGUGAAGGAGACAAGCAACAAUGAUGAGGAGUGUGAUCACCAUGCUGUGGAGCUAGUCAAGGCAUUGCACAAUCUCGACACGAUGUGUCUUGCAACAUAUCAAAGGGGCAUGGCUACUUUUACAUCCACGCUGUCAACCCUCCACCAGUCCAUUUGUCAAGAUCUCGGCUUACUGCUCAACCCUGGUAUGCAUCCGUCGGCCGUCAGUUCCACGCAGACUGUGUCCUUGACUCACUUGACACUGCAGGAGUGGUGUGCAUCGAGAUGCAUCAUUUCUUCUGACUCGUGCGUAGACAUCAUCCGCAGCUGCAUCAACACUGUCGGCACAGACUUGAACACACUUGUCUUCUGGCAAUUUGUCUUUGGAGCACUCAAGCCAGACCUUCUACAUUCAUCUUUGUUGGCUCUGAAGUCUGAAAACAGCAUCAGUGAUUACUCUUUCAAGAGCAAAAAGAAGAUGCUUCUGUUCCUGAUGAGAUGUUUGAUGGAAAGCCACAUUUCACUCCAACAUAACCGCACUGGAAACCCCAAUCAGGAUGUAGACGCAAUCAUCCAUCGCUGCUAUGCUAUGUCAGCCAACCUCCUGGCCAGUGAUGGAAUUGAUGUUAGUGGAAUCCACCUUGAAGUUGUUGAUGUGAUGGCUUUACAUACUGUUUUGGAGCUUGUAGACAAUGUAAAGUCUCUGGAUCUCGGCCAUUGUAAUCUGUCAGGUGACAGUGUCAUUUUGCUAUCUGAUCAACUGGAUAAAUGCGUCAAGGUGGAUUUGCGUGGUGCCAAUCUCACUGCAGCACCAUUGGCAAGCAUAUCAAGCACACUCUCUAGAUCAACACGGCGUACCCUCCAGGUUCUUGACAUUAGCAACACAGAGUUGACCAGUGGAUCUGCAGAUGGAGCAGCACUUGCUGGAUGUGUAAAACACCCAAGUCUAACGUACCUGAAUGCACACCAUACAGUACUUGGCAAUGAUGGUCUGGCAGCAUUUGCGAGCAACUUGGCUCCGUGUAACAAUCUCACAGAUCUAGCACUGGGAAGUUGCAGUCUGGAUAGUGGAUGUGGAUCUGACCUGGCAACACUGGUCACACAGUUACCACACCUUUACAGUCUAUGGCUGGAUACGAACUCACUCUGCAACAGUGACGUGUCAUGUGUACUAUCCAGUCUCCAUUCUCAUGAUACCAUACAGCAUCUCUUCUUUAACAACAACAGACUGACUGAUGAGCUAGCCGCUAGUGUGGUUGACUUUCUGCAAGCUCGUCGCAGUCGUGAGCACACUGGGAGUGUCAGCACAACACUACCACCAUGCGUGGUUUAUCUGAGCGGCAGUGGUGUAACAAUCCGUCUUCUACAGGAAGUGGCUACGUCUAGUCAAUGUGGUGGUGACGUAAUCGACAUUGGCAGCCGCUAUGCUACUGGUACUUCAGUACGGACUGAGUCAAUUGAUCAUCUGGUCAGUGUACAUGGUGGUGGCCUACAAGGCAAGGUCGAUGACUCCAUGAUGUCAUCACUUGGUCAGUACCUUGCAACCAACACUGACCUAGACCAACUGGACAUAGCAACCUGUAACAUUACCGAUGCUGGAGCAACUGCUCUGGCAACAUCUGGCCUUGCUGACAACACAGUGCUGAAAUGCCUUCGUCUGCUCAGGAAUAGGAUACAGCUAUCUGGUGUUGUGAGUAUACUACAGGCAGUGACAUCACCACAAUCACAUGUCAGUGCAUUGGGUCUGGAGGACAACCCAGUGUUUCAUGAUAUACAGCCCAGUCAUGCUGAUUGCAGACUGCUAUGCCAGCUUCUCUCCGGAUUCCACCAGCUGCGCUUCAUAUCAUUUAGCCACACGGCCAUGAGUGAUGAAGUUGGUGCAAGUAUCCUACACUCUCUCCAUCACCAUGCGCGUAUUGAAUGGAUGGAUAUGGCAAACAAUGAGAUUGAUGAUGCCACAGUGCAUGCCCUGGUGGAUAUGAUGAAGAAGAACACAAGCUUGAGAUUGAUCAGCCUAAAUAACUGCAAGAUCACCGAUGAUAGCAUUCAAGCCAUGCUGCAGUCACCAGGCAUCAUGAGGAUGGAGGGUGUACACUUGUACGGGAACCCAUGCUCUAUGGACAAGCUUCGACCUCCAUUGUACAAUUCCAGGCUAUGGUAUAGCAACUCUACUGUCCUGGAGUUCAUCUCGGAUUGAUUGCAGGAAGACGUUGCAGAACAUCAGCAUAUUCCCAGGUAUGUGUUGUACAGUAGUAGAUGUACAGUGUUGAUCAGUGUAUGAAAUACGGGUACACCUGUUUGUUGAUGAAUUAUGAUGAUCAGACAGACAAUACACUAGUCACCCUAGCCACACUCUCAAUCUACAGAUGUGUGUACUUGACCAGUACCAUAAAGUCUGCAGCAAACGUCCAGCUCAGCUGGUCUGUACCAGGGAGUAGUAAAAUAACAGUAUUUUACUACUUCCUGGUCUGUACCAGGGAGUAGUAAAACGCGAUGCACACUAUCAC
Messenger RNA from Sycon ciliatum, 7682 nucleotides. RefSeq lists its product as uncharacterized. The transcript has 5 exons. The coding region runs from base 3281 to 7372 and encodes 1363 amino acids. Gene Ontology annotation, molecular function: protein binding. NCBI's taxonomy places the organism in Eukaryota, Metazoa, Porifera, Calcarea, Leucosolenida, Sycettidae. The record is from RefSeq and is a predicted model, not a curated record.